AUGGGUGAAAGCCUUGGAGUGGCCGCGGUCACUAGGCAAAGUGCCUGGUGGCGCGCCAGUCUCUUGAUGCCGGCAGAGAUGCAAGUUGAAUUGGAGAGUGAAUGCACGAGAGAAUCGUACCGGCAGACAAGAGGGGGCCUCGAGAAUGAUUCGGUUGAAGACGAUGAUCGAGAAAAAAAGAUGAAAAGACUGUCGGUGGUGAGAAGGAGAGAGGAGGAGAACGAGCACAAAAUGGAGAAGAGUAAACGUUGGAGAAAGGCGUGCAAGGUCGCCUCAACGGCAUCGGUGCGACACCCCCUCAGUCGACUCGACUCCGCCCCAAACCCUGCUGCUAUUUUG
Messenger RNA from Mesorhabditis belari, 339 nucleotides. Lineage: Eukaryota; Metazoa; Nematoda; Chromadorea; Rhabditida; Rhabditidae. The record is from the annotation of a GenBank genome assembly.